CCAUAUCUCGCAGCAGCAGCCUCCCCCUUACGACUUUCCUCAGACCCUAUAAAUGAAAGAAAAAUAAUCAUAUUUUUCUCUUCACCUUUCAAAUUGGUUUCGUUCUUGUUGUUUGAAUAGAGUCUCUUUGAACAUCAUAUGUCUCAGAGGCCCAACAUUCCACAUUCUUCAACAGUAGCCUUCGGCUUACAUUCUCAUCUCCUGGUUUCCAGUGAGAUGAACCCUAAUUCCAAUUGGUCCUAAUUUCAGAUUUCAAAUCCUCUAAAUUCUUUUUUUAUUUCAAUUACAAAUCCAGAAAUCAAAUCUUCAAAUUACCCAUUUAUUUCUUCAAAUUCUAAAUCCAAAAUCAAAUCAAGAUGGGUGUCAAAGGAUUUGUGGAAGGAGGAAUCGCAUCGAUUAUUGCAGGAUGUUCAACGCAUCCCUUAGAUCUUUUGAAAGUUCGUAUGCAACUUAAUGGUGAGAUUCAAACCUCCAAACCAACAGCCGAAUCGGUCCGACCCGCAUUCGCCACAACCACCACCGUUGCGGCUCCGAAAAUCAACGCCACUCUACCACCACCGCCGCCACGUGUGGGUUUGCUAUCGGUAGGGAAGACUAUCGUCCAAGAACAAGGAUUACGGGGUUUAUUCUCCGGUGUAUCAGCAACGGUACUCCGGCAAACACUCUAUUCAACAACUCGGAUGGGUCUAUACGAUAUCAUGAAACAGAAAUGGACUGAUCCAGAAACGGGCAACAUGCCUUUAGUCCGCAAGAUAGGAGCUGGUCUAGUUGCAGGUGGAAUCGGUGCCGCUUGUGGUAACCCGGCUGACGUCGCAAUGGUACGGAUGCAAGCUGAUGGUCGUCUACCUCUGGACCAACGCCGUAAUUACAAGAGCGUUGUCGACGCAAUCACUCGAAUGGCCAAACAAGAAGGAAUUACUUCCCUGUGGAGAGGAUCAUCGCUGACGGUGAAUCGUGCCAUGAUCGUAACGGCAUCUCAAUUAGCGUCGUAUGAUCAAAUCAAGGAAACAAUCUUAGAUAAAGGCAUAAUGAAAGAUGGAUUGGGUACACAUGUAACAGCGAGUUUUGCAGCUGGAUUUGUCGCUUCAGUGGCUUCGAAUCCGGUGGAUGUGAUCAAAACCAGGGUGAUGAAUAUGAAGUACGAACGUGGAGGUGUUCCACCAUAUUCUGGUGCGUUGGAUUGUGCCAUGAAAACUAUCAAGGCUGAGGGUCCUAUGGCUCUUUACAAAGGAUUUAUUCCUACAAUCUCUAGGCAAGGUCCUUUUACUGUUGUCUUGUUUGUUACUCUUGAACAAGUUAGAAAACUCCUCAAAGAUUUCUAAACUCAAUCUUGAUGACGAUCGAGGAUAAUGAAAAAGAAUGAAGAAACAGAGAUGUUCAAGAUUAGGAUGAUGAUGAUGAAAAAUUCCAAUAAUAGGAACUAUAUUAAUUUAUUUAAAUAGAUAUAUGAUAAUUAUUUAAAAAUGUUCUUGAUUUUGGCUAACAAGAGCACGGCAACCGUAGAUGAUGUCGUUGUUGUUGUGGCUUUUGUUUUAAAUUUUUUAAUAAUUGAAAUUUGCAUAAUUUGGUUCCGUUGAUAUUGGAAAAUAAAUUUUUUUAUUAGUGGAAA
Messenger RNA from Papaver somniferum (opium poppy), 1609 nucleotides. RefSeq names its product mitochondrial uncoupling protein 5-like. The record is from RefSeq and is a predicted model, not a curated record. The transcript has a single exon. The coding region runs from base 357 to 1322 and encodes 321 amino acids. Gene Ontology annotation, biological process: oxaloacetate transport; phosphate ion transmembrane transport; succinate transmembrane transport. Gene Ontology annotation, cellular component: mitochondrial membrane. Gene Ontology annotation, molecular function: thiosulfate transmembrane transporter activity; oxaloacetate transmembrane transporter activity; malate transmembrane transporter activity. Lineage: Eukaryota; Viridiplantae; Streptophyta; Magnoliopsida; Ranunculales; Papaveraceae.